AUGGCAACACUUGAUUUAAUAGAACUUGUUAAACAUGCCAAGGAAGCUGGUCUUCCUCCGGCUGAUAUAAAUGCCCUAGUUGCAAGGGAAGAAGAGAGAGUAGAGUUCCCGGGAUUAAAAUUACCUUCCUUUAACGACGGUAAGGAUGAAAUUGACGACUACUUAAAACGCUUCGAGAGAGUGGCAGAAUUGCAAAACUGGGGAGUUCAGAACUAUUACAUUUACUUGGGGUCCUUCUUGACAGGGAAAGCGCUAAAAACCUAUGUAAGUUUACCAGAUGAAAUACUUCAUAAUUAUGAUCUGCUCAAAGAUGCAUUACUUAAAACCUACUCAGUUGACGCAGAGUCCUAUCGAAAGAAAUUCAGAGAAAGUAGAAUAGGGGAAAACGAGACCUACAUCCAAUUAGUCUCGCGGAUGGAGCAGUAUUUGUCGAACUGGCUCGCUUUAAGCAAUGUGAAAGAGGAUUACCAUGAACUAUGCGAAUUUCUAGUGCAAGAUCAAUUGCUAAGCAACUGUCCUACCGAUCUUAGGGUGUUCCUAAAAGAGAGGAUAUUUAAUAAAGUAACUGAAAUGGCACAAGCAGCCGAUAGAUUUAGGUCUGCUCAUAGAAGGCUCAAAACUAAGUACGUGAAUUACUCUAAGAGUGAAACUAGCGAGAAGCUAUCUAUCUCAGCAGGUGUUGUGUGCCAUAGUUGUAACAAGGCAGGUCAUAUUCGUCCCAAUUGCCCUGAUUUAAAAUCACGUACUGGUAUGAAGUGUCCUCCUAAUAAAGUAAACUUUGUCUUAGAGUCUGAUCUCACACCGAAGAAUAGUGUUACUGGGAAGGCUUUACUUUUUAAUAAGCCAGUGGAUGCUCAUUUUGACUCUGGAUGUUCUACCAUAAUAAUUAGAGAUAAUCUUGUCCCCCCUCAUGUAAAGAAAGGAAAAUUAGUUACGCUUUACGAUUACUUGGGAGUAGGAAGAAAUUUCCCUCGCAUAAGAUGCUAUAUUAAGAGUGAUUUCUUGACAGGAUGGGUCAAUGCUGUUGCAGCCCCCAUUAAAUUUACAGACAUCCUCAUAGGAAUGGUACCGGGAGUAAAAGCGCCUUCCGUUGACAUACCAAAUGAAGUAAAAUCAGACUGUGAUAAUACAAAUAUCAUCAUGGGCGUUCAAACGCGUAAUUCUAAAAUGAGAGCGGAAGCAAGCGUACCACUUGUUGUCCCCGAUUUAUCUCUUAAGGACAUCUCUAAGACAGAUAUAAUUGAUGCCCAAAGUAAAUGUCAGACAUUGAGGGAUAUAAGAAAUAAAGUUGCUAAUAACUCGACAGUAAAUGUAAAAAACAGAACUGUCAAGUAUGAGGAAGUUGACGGCAUUAUUUACAGAAAGUGUAUUUCGAGUAAGCAUAAUCAUGAAAUCGGGAGAAAGCAGUUAGUCGUGCCAAGUAGUUUUCGACAAUACAUACUGUCAACCGCUCAUGAUUCCGUUGUUUCCGGACACUUUUCUCAUCGGAAAACUGCUGAUAAAAUCUUCAGGAAAUUUUUCUGGCCUGGAGCUGGUUCGGACAUAAAACGAUACUGUAGGUCUUGUCACGUAUGUCAAAAAUCUACACCUAAAGGCAAAAUACGCAAAGCGCCGUUAGUAUCGAUGCCAAUAAUAAGCGAACCUUUCAGCAGAGUAGCUAUCGAUCUCGUUGGCCCACUCAUUCCCUCAGAACGUGGUCAUAAGUACAUACUGACCGUCAUUGACUGCGCAACGCGAUUUCCCGAGGCAGUUCCUUUAAGGAGCAUAGAUACGGUAUCUGUGGCUGAAAAUCUCGUCAAUAUCUUUUCUAGAGUUGGCAUACCGAAAGAGAUGUUGUCUGACCGAGGAACACAAUUUAAAUCGGAUUUGAUGAAAGAGAUAAACCGCUUGUUAUCCAUCAAAGCCAUCUUUACGAGUCCUUAUCACGCAUGUUGCAAUGGAACCGUAGAAAGAUUCCAUGCCGUCCUUAAGUCAAUGCUUAAGAAGCUAUGUAUCGAAAAGCCCCGUGAUUGGGAUAGAUAUAUUCCCUCCGUUUUAUUUGCUUACCGCGAAAUCCCUAAUGAUACCUUGGGAUUCUCGCCUUUCGAACUACUGUAUGGUCGUCAGGUGCGCGGACCACUAUCUAUUUUGCAUGAUCUGUGGACUAACUCUUGCUUAGAGGACGAUGUGAAGACGACAUAUCAGUAUGUGCUUGACUUAAGAUUAAAAUUAGAAGAAUCUGCACAACUUGCAUCUGCACAUGCAGAUAUUAAUAGUAAACUGUAUAAGAGUUACUUUGACCGAAGCGCUAAACGUCGCGUUUUUGCGGAAGGAGACGAGGUACUUGUUUUGCUGCCUUCAACACACAAUAAGCUAACGAUGCAGUGUAAAGGCCCUUUUUCUGUAAUUAAGCGCCAUGAGAAUGGUGUAGAUUAUCUGGUGAAAACUAAGGGUAAAAUCAAACUCUACCAUGUAAAUAUGCUUAAGAAAUACGUAAGAAGAGAAGGCGAAGAUAAGAGUAAAGAGGUUUGUCGUAUGUGUAUAGUGGAUGAUAGUGAAGUAGCCAAAGAUACUUGUAGCAUAGCUGUUCUAGACCAAGCUGAAAGCAAGUUUAACAUAAGUAACCAUCUCGAUUUUGAAGAAAAAGGUCAACUGAAUGAACUACUUGAUAAAUAUUCUGACGUGUUCUCUGAUGAGCCCGGUAUAACUAGUGCGGUUAUCCAUGACAUCAAAUUAACUACCGACAUUCCAGUUCAUCGUAAGCCCUAUCCUGUUCCUCAUCAUUUACUGAAAACCUUUGAAAAUGAAGUGGAGCAAAUGCUGAAGUUAGGAAUAAUUGAACCCUCCGAUUCACCCUAUUGUUCGCCCGUGGUUCUCGUAAAGAAAUCUGACAAUACUUGGCGGUUUUGCGUAGACUUCCGAGCGCUUAAUGAUGUCAGUCUUUUCGAUUCGGAGCCAAUGCCUACUCUCGAUGGAGCGCUGGGAAACUUUGUCGGCGAUUGCAUAUUCUCGGAAAUCGAUCUAUGCAAAGGCUACUGGCAGAUACCGCUGUCAGAACGUGCUAAAGCUUACACUGCUUUUGCUACCAACCGAGGGUUGAUGCAGUUCACUAGAUUACCAUUUGGCUUAAAAACCGCCUGUGCAACGUUCGUGCGUUUGAUGCGAAGAGUAUUGCAUGGCCUGAACAAUAUAGAUUGCUAUUUUGACAAUAUAGUAGUUCAUAGUAAUUCCUGGUCUGAUCACUUGCUAGAUCUCGAACGCUUAUUCGAAAGAUUGCGUAAAUAUGGUUUAACAGCAGGACCAAUUUUACCAAAUUUUGAAAAGAUCUUUUACGUAAGAACUGAUGCGUCCGACACUGGGUUAGGCGCGAUUCUCCUACAGAAAUCUGAAGGCAUACUAAUGCCAGUUGCAUAUGCCAGCCGAGCUCUUACAGACCGCGAGAAGAGAUACGCUGUUAUUGAGCGUGAAUGUUUAAGUAUCGUCUGGGCAAUUAACAAAUUCAAAUACUAUCUGUACGGACGUGAAUUUGUGCUCCAAACAGACCAACAGCCACUUGUAUAUCUGCGUAACAUGAAAAAUGGUAAUGGUCGACUCAUGCGAUGGUCUUUAGCAUUGCAGUCGUACUCGUUUGAUAUAGAAUAUAUUAAAGUCUCUAUGUAUGACAUUUGUGUGAACUUGAGCAGCCCAAAACUCUCCAAAUCAGGUCACCUAUGCCUCAUGUCGUGGGGUGUAAUCCCAGACCAGACGCCCCCCCAAAUCUACAGUCGCAUCUGUUCGAUCCAUCACGUCAAAAUUGUUUUAGAUGUUAAUAUAGAACUUGUGGCGCCUAGGUUCACACCAUUAAUUAGUGGGGAAAUUGCGAAAUGGCAAAAGCCCAUCCACAGACAUCAUGCUGUCCCUGGGAAGGCUGAGGUGGAGGAGAUACUGGCAGCUAUGAAAGAACGGGCUGCCUCAACAACAGAGCCCAUCGGGCAUAUUGUCAACACAUUCUACAUUAGAGUAGAAGGUCAGAUCACUACAUGCAACAUUAGAUUCUUAUAUGCUUGUAGAUUUACAGUGUCUGGAUCAAAUAGGCCAAAUAAAGGUGAUCCUCCACUUGUACUUACCACAAAAAUAAAGUACUAA
Molecule: messenger RNA, 4104 nt
Organism: Penaeus indicus
Lineage: Eukaryota; Metazoa; Arthropoda; Malacostraca; Decapoda; Penaeidae
Exons: 6
Coding region: 1-4104 (1367 amino acids)
Biological process (GO): DNA integration
Molecular function (GO): zinc ion binding; nucleic acid binding
Source: RefSeq, a predicted model, not a curated record